AGAGAGAGAGAGAGGAAAAACGGAAACAACUAACAAAGUAAAGUAUUUUCUAUAGAGCUUGGUGGUGGUGGGUGGUUGAUAAUAAUGGCAGACAUGAUGUGCAGUAGUAACAGAGGAGGAGGGGUGUUUGGGGUUUCAAUGUGUGGUGCUCAACAACUACAAGAAAUCGAACAGUUGUCCAGAGAGGGAAGCCAUUACAGUCUCUCCACUGGGAUUCUUCCUUCUCUUGGCGCCAGAAGUAACCGCCGAGUUAAGCUUCGCACCUUCAUCGUUUCCCCUUAUGACCGCCGCUACAGGACAUGGGAGACAUUUCUGGUUGUUCUAGUCCUCUAUACUGCUUGGGUGUCUCCAUUUGAAUUUGGUUUCCUUGAAAAGCCGCAGAGACCACUGUCCAUUACUGAUAAUAUUGUCAAUGGAUUCUUUGCCAUUGAUAUCAUUCUUACCUUCUUUGUAGCUUACCUUGAUAGAACUACUUACCUCCUUGUUGAUGAUCCAAAGAAGAUUGCUUGGAGGUAUGGAAGAACUUGGUUGGCACUUGAUGUCAUAUCCACAAUCCCUUCCGAACUUGCUCGGAAGAUUUUCCCAUCAGGUUUCUUGUCAUAUGGCUUGUUCAGCAUGCUUCGUCUGUGGCGUCUCCGUAGAGUUGGUGCCCUUUUUGCCAGAUUGGAGAAAGAUAGGAACUUCAACUACUUUUGGGUUCGAUGUGCAAAGCUUAUUUUUGUUACCCUGUUUGCAGUUCAUUGUGCUGGUUGCUUCUAUUAUCUUCUUGCUGCGCAUUAUCCUGAUCCAACAAAGACUUGGAUUGGAGCAGCAAUGGAAAACUUCCACCAGCAAAGCAUAUGGAUCCGGUAUGUUACAUCGAUGUACUGGUCUAUCACUACUCUCACAACUGUUGGAUAUGGAGAUUUGCAUCCUCAGAAUACAAGAGAGAUGGUUUUUGAUAUAUUCUACAUGCUCUUCAACCUUGGAAUGACGGCAUAUCUGAUAGGAAAUAUGACCAACUUGGUCGUCCAUGGCACUAGUAGAACUAGAAAAUUUAGGGAUACCAUACAAGCAGCCUCAAGUUUUGCUCAUAGGAACCAAUUGCCAGGUCGAUUACAAGAUCAGAUGCUUGCACACUUGUGUUUGAAGUUCCGAACAGACUCAGAGGGUUUACAGCAGCAAGAGACUCUUGAUUCCCUUCCAAAAGCUAUUCGUUCAAGCAUCUCACAUGUUCUUUUCUACUCUCUUGUGGACAAGGUGUACUUGUUUCGUGGCGUGUCCAAUGACUUGCUCUUCCAGCUGGUUUCGGAGAUGAAAGCUGAGUAUUUUCCUCCCAAAGAAGAUGUCAUCUUGCAGAAUGAAGCUCCAACAGACUUCUACAUACUUGUUAAUGGAGCUGUGGAUUUAUUUGUUCUCAAAAAUGGAGUUGAACAGGAUGUUGGAGAGGCAAAGACUGGUGACCUUUGUGGUGAGAUUGGGGUUCUUUGUUAUAGGCCUCAGCUCUUUACAGUGCGGACCAAACGGCUGAGUCAGCUAUUACGACUGAACCGGACUACAUUCUUGAAUAUUAUUCAGGCCAAUGUUGGAGAUGGUACCAUAAUAAUGAAUAAUCUCCUUCAGCAUUUGAAAGGACUGAAUGAUCCAAUUAUGGAGGGAAUUUUGCUGGAAACAGAGAACAUGCUAGCUCGUGGUAGAAUGGACUUACCUGUUAGCUUAUGCUUUGCAACGCUUAGAGGGGAUGACUUGUUGCUGCAUCAGUUGUUGAGGCGUGGUUUGGAUCCAAAUGAAUCGGACAAUAACGGAAGGACCUCUCUGCACAUAGCAGCUUCCAAAGGAAAUGAGAACUGUGUGCUCCUCCUACUGGAUUAUGGAGCAGACCCAAAUAGUAGAGAUUCUGAAGGAAAUGUACCACUAUGGGAGGCCAUAUCGGCUAAUCAUGAACCAGUGAUCAAACUACUGAGAGAUAAUGGUGCCGACAUAUCUUUUGGUGACGUGGGUCUUUAUGCAUGCACUGCUGCUGAGCAAAACAACUUAGAAUUGCUCAAGGAAAUUGUUCGGAAUGGAGGAGAUGUCACACGUCCCAAGUCCAAUGGAACUACAGCACUCCAUGUUGCAGUUUGUGAAGGCAACACUGAGAUAGUCAAAUUCCUUUUGAAGCAAGGAGCCGAUGUUGACAAACCAGAUAAUCUUGGUUGGAGCCCAAGAGCUCUAGCUGAGCAGCAAGGACACGAAGAUAUUACAACUCUUUUCCAAUCCACUAAAGAGACCAAGACUCAAUCUGUUGUUUCAAUCACAGAAGAAGGACAUGAAACUCGCUAUCUUGGGAGAUUUAAAAGCUUGCCAACAAUCAAUCGUGUUUCCCAGGAUGGAGCAUCCCCAAUGGUAGAGGGGUCAUGGGGGAAAUCCCGUCCAAGGCGGAGGACUAGUAACUUCCACAAUUCUCUAUUUGGUAUCAUGUCAGCUGCCCAUGGUGGUGACAACGACUUGCUUUUAGCCGCAAAUCAGACUACCUCUGUUGUGACUAACAAUUAUUACACCGCUAGAGUGAUAGUUAGUUGCCCUGAAAAGGGAGAUGUCAAGGGAAAGCUUGUGGUACUUCCACAGAGCUUCCAAGAGCUACUUGAGAUUGGUACCAAAAAAUAUGGGAUCUUGCCAUCUAAAGUUUUAUGCAAAGAUGGCGCUGAAAUUGAUGGUAUAGAGCUGAUUAGAGAUGGUGAUCAUCUUAUUUUUGUUACUGAUGGCGGAACAGAAGAACCCAAUUACCAAAAUGGCGGGGAUUUAAGAUAGCAGUGCGCAUGGACAGUGGUUGUUUUAACCUAUUCUUUCUCCCACACCCUUUAAGGUGCAUGCUAACAUACGUUUCUUCUACCAAGUCCCACACGAGCAAAAUAUGAGGUCCUGGGUUCGAUCUGCUACAAAAGAUGGCGAUGGCUCACCUUUUUCAAUUUUCUUUUUUAAAUAAUUGUUCAUAUUUUUUUUAAUAUGUCACAAUUUCUGUAUAUUAUUCCCUUUUUUUCUUUUUCUUUGUAAAUUUUUUAUUGUUCAUUGUAUAAUGUUUACUAUGGUUUUCUUCCAUGAAAUGAAAGAAUAUGACAUAGCAUCAGAAUCGAUUCUAAUGAAUAAAGGUAGUGAUGGAGACCAAAUUCAGAAUCCCAAACACUAGAAUCCUAAGAUGUUUCUUUAAUUCUUAUUUUUUUUUUUUUCUUUUCAAAAUUAACACCUCAACUGGUGCAUUCAUCUUUAUAGUUUCGAUGACUUCGAGCAGUCCUAAAUGUUUUGUGACAGAAGGCACAAAUCCAGCCAGAUUGGUUUUGACAUAUUAUAUUGACCGGGACAUACAAUGGACAUAACCAAGCGUUUUUGAUAUCUUAAGCUACCUCAUUCCUUUUGAGCUGUAAUUAAUUGAUCAAAAGUCACAUUAUAUUGCUACAUCGCCCACUAUAAUGUGUAAAGUGCAGACCAGAAGUUCAAAUGUUUCAUGUUGGCAAUCUUUAGGCCAAUUCAUAAAAAAGACUUGAUUUGACUGCAUGGAGUCGAGAAGCAGAGAGUAUCAACAGAAGCUUUAUCUAUAACAGAUGAUA
Cornus florida is the source of this 3563-nucleotide messenger RNA. Its product is annotated as potassium channel AKT1-like. The record is from RefSeq and is a predicted model, not a curated record. NCBI's taxonomy places the organism in Eukaryota, Viridiplantae, Streptophyta, Magnoliopsida, Cornales, Cornaceae. The transcript is spliced from 11 exons. The coding region runs from base 85 to 2769 and encodes 894 amino acids. Gene Ontology annotation, molecular function: protein binding; voltage-gated potassium channel activity. Gene Ontology annotation, biological process: potassium ion transport; transmembrane transport. Gene Ontology annotation, cellular component: membrane.